UCAAAACAGAACCGGAGUAGGAGUAGAGCAGAGUACGUUGCGUUUGUUUGUAUUGCCAUUGCCAUUGAACGAACACGAAUUAAUAAAGAUUUUGUUCAAUUUAGUUAGUGUGGUUUUGUCAAGAUACAAUGGAUACUGCUCUUCGUGAACAAGUUAUGAUAAAUCAGUUCGUUGUUGCGGCAGGUUGUGCUCGAGAACAGGCGAAACAACUCUUACAAGCGGCACAUUGGCAAUUUGAGACGGCCUUAAGCAUCUUCUUUCAAGAAGCGGCAAUACCAUCCUAUAAUUCUGGUGGUAAUCCACACUUUGGUCAUCAAGUAAUGACCCCAUGCAAUACACCUGCAACACCUCCAAACUUUCCGGACACUCUGCUAGCAUUUUCUAAAAUGUCUACAGGAAAUAGUAACACCCAGUCGACCAGCACAUCAAGUUCAGUAGCUCCACCCCAACAGUCUCCAACUCCUACAAUGCAACAACGGUAAAAUCCGUCAUUCAUUUAUUAGUUAGAAAAUUUGUUGAAAAUCGUUGCUUUAAUUAAGUUUGGUGACUUCAGAAUAUCAACACCAUAAAUUGACAUAGUAAUCAUCUUUAUUCAUGAAUUUAUUGAGCUCAACAUAAUACAGCAUUAAGAUUUUUAUUUUAAAACAGUUGCACACUUACAUUUGGCAAAAGUAAUUAAUGUACAUAGAUGUAGAAUUGCUAAUUAUCAUUUUAAUUUUCUAAAUGUAAAUAAAAUCGAUUUAUGUUAGGUAACUGCUCAAAAUAAAAAGAAAAUUGAUGAUGGAUAAGGUGCUCGGUUAUUUUCUCAAUUGUAAAGUUUUAAUUUAGUCAGUUAUUUAACUGACCUUUAAUGUUCAUUUAUUAUUACUUUGUAAAUAUAAUAACAGUUAUAAUUAGUUUAUCUUGAAACUUGUAGUAAUUAAGUAAACACUGCACCUUUUACAAAUAAAUGCAGGUUGUUUUCAUCAUUCCUUUUUCUAGAGAUGCCAUAAUUAAUAACAAAAUAUAGUACUAAUGAGUAA
Molecule: messenger RNA, 1022 nt
Organism: Agrilus planipennis (emerald ash borer)
Lineage: Eukaryota; Metazoa; Arthropoda; Insecta; Coleoptera; Buprestidae
Product: UBA-like domain-containing protein 2-A
Exons: 3
Coding region: 129-482 (117 amino acids)
Molecular function (GO): protein binding
Source: RefSeq, a predicted model, not a curated record